This is a messenger RNA of Cryptomeria japonica (Japanese cedar), 2451 nucleotides long. RefSeq names its product heat shock 70 kDa protein. Lineage: Eukaryota; Viridiplantae; Streptophyta; Pinopsida; Cupressales; Cupressaceae. Gene Ontology annotation, molecular function: heat shock protein binding; ATP binding; ATP-dependent protein folding chaperone. Gene Ontology annotation, biological process: protein refolding; cellular response to unfolded protein. The transcript is spliced from 3 exons. The record is from RefSeq and is a predicted model, not a curated record. Gene Ontology annotation, cellular component: cytoplasm. The coding region runs from base 319 to 2271 and encodes 650 amino acids.
GUCCCUAGAGUUUUCAUAAUGCGCACCGCACGUAGACGCCUUUUCGUAAUCCCCAAACUAGAAACUUCACCGCCAUUGUAGCCUACUCUAGAAUUCUCGAGAAAUCUCCACAACCUGCACACUCAUCACACCGUUUCUAUAAAGCAGAGCAAAUUCCCAUCCUCCAAAACCCAACAAUCCAUAUACAUCAUUCAAGAUCACCGCAAUUAACACCAAUAAGCUCUAUAGUUUUCUUUCAAUCCUACAAAUUCUUUCUUUUACCCAUAUCUUCUGUGCUCUGUAGUUACCCAAUCUGUGUAGAGUUUGAAUUGAGCAGUCAUGGCGGGCAAAACAGAGGGAAAAGCCGUGGGAAUCGACCUUGGGACGACAUACAGUUGUGUGGGAGUUUGGCAGCAUGAUCGUGUGGAGAUCAUCCCCAAUGACCAGGGGAAUCGAACAACUCCCUCAUAUGUGGCUUUCACAGACACAGAGAGGCUGAUUGGCGAUGCUGCAAAGAAUCAAGUCGCCAUGAAUCCUGUUAAUACUGUAUUUGAUGCCAAGAGGCUAAUUGGGAGAAGAUUCAGUGACCCACCUGUGCAAGAAGACAUGAAGCACUGGCCUUUCAAGGUCGUUCCGGGCCUUGCCGACAAACCCAUGAUUGAGGUCUCUUACAAGGGGGAAAAGCGCCAGUUUUCACCUGAGGAGAUUUCUUCCAUGGUGCUCACCAAGAUGAAGGAAAUUGCAGAGGCUUUUCUGGGUCAGACUGUGAAAAAUGCUGUCGUUACUGUGCCUGCGUAUUUCAAUGAUUCUCAGAGGCAGGCUACUAAGGAUGCAGGGCUCAUUUCAGGCCUCAAUGUUCUGAGGAUUAUUAAUGAGCCCACUGCUGCUGCCAUUGCCUAUGGCCUUGACAAGAAGGGCACCUCUUCUGCAGAGAAGAAUAUUUUGAUUUUUGAUCUGGGUGGAGGGACUUUUGAUGUUUCUAUUCUGGCCAUUGAAGAGGGCAUUUUUGAAGUUAAGGCUACUGCUGGAGAUACCCAUCUUGGAGGAGAGGAUUUUGAUAAUAGGAUGGUGAAUCAUUUUGUGCAGGAGUUUAAGAGGAAGUAUAAGAAAGAUAUCACUGGUAAUGCUAGGGCUUUGCGGCGUCUGCGCACCGCUUGCGAGAGGGCAAAGAGGGCUCUUUCUUCUACUGCUCAGACCACCAUCGAGAUCGACUCUCUGUAUGAGGGAAUCGACUUCUAUUCUACCAUUACUAGAGCCAGAUUCGAGGAGCUGAACAUGGAUCUGUUCAGAAAGUGCAUGGAACCGGUGGAGAAAUGUCUGAGGGAUGCUAAGCUCGACAAGAGUCUGAUAGGCGAAGUCGUUCUUGUUGGUGGGUCGACCCGAAUUCCCAAGGUGCAGCAGCUGCUGCAAGAUUUCUUCAACGGCAAGGAGCUGUGCAAGAGCAUAAACCCAGAUGAGGCCGUGGCCUAUGGUGCAGCAGUCCAGGCUGCUAUUUUAACUGGAGAAGGCGACCAGAAAGUGCAGGACCUGUUGCUACUGGACGUCACUCCCUUGAGUCUCGGCCUUGAGACAGCAGGAGGCGUUAUGACUGUUUUGAUUCCUCGUAACACCACAAUUCCCACCAAGAAAGAGCAGAUCUUUUCGACUUACUCCGACAACCAGCCAGGAGUGCUUAUCCAGGUAUACGAAGGAGAGCGUGCAAGAACAAAAGACAACAAUCUGCUGGGCAAAUUCGAGCUGAGCGGCAUUCCACCUGCUCCCCGGGGCGUCCCGCAGAUCAAUGUAACAUUCGACAUAGACGCGAAUGGCAUUCUGAACGUCUCUGCGGAGGACAAGACUGCAGGAGUGAAGAACAAAAUCACCAUUACUAACGACAAGGGGCGACUCAGCAAAGAAGAUAUCGACAGAAUGGUGCGCGACGCAGAACAAUACAAGGCAGAGGACGAGCAGAUCAAGAGAAAGGUGGAGGCAAAGAAUUCCCUGGAGAACUAUGCAUACAAUAUGCGCAAUACAGUGAAGGACGAGAAGAUUGCUUCGAAGCUUAGUCCAGAGGAGAAGGAGAAAAUCGACAAGGCCGUUGGUGAUGUCCUCAGCUGGUUGGAUCAGAACCAACUUGCAGAAGUAGAAGAGUUUGAAGAUAAGCAGAAAGAGUUGGAGGCCAUCUGUAAUCCAAUCAUUGCUAAAAUGUAUGGCGGCGCUGAUGGUGCUCCUCCUGGUGCUGGUGCUGAUGAUUUUGGGUCUUCUCGAGAUGGAUCGGCGGCUGGAGGACCCAAGAUUGAGGAAGUCGACUGAAGAUUUAGGAGGGUUUUUUGAAGUUUGAAGCUCUGCAGAUGUUGGGUAGCAUAUAGUGGAAUGAUUUCUGAGUAUAUAUGUUAAUAAUGUACAAAGAUCAGAGAUCUUUUCUUAGAUAAGAUAGUUUGUAAUUAUGUUUGCGUAAUGGGAAUAAAACGCUUUCACUCGGAAUGUUUUUUC